AUGGGUUCCCCCAAAGCUUGCUUGGGGGUCUCAGGCACCCUCACGGGCACCUUCGAGCCUUUUCCCUGGAGUCCGCUGGCUGUCGGCGCAGCGCUUGGGCUGCUGAUCUCCGUUGCCACGGCAACACCGGCCCUUGCCACGGAUCUGGAGAAGAGCCAGGCAUCCUUCCAGGCCAACUGCACUGCCUGCCAUGUCGGCGGUUUGCUAGGCUUGCAGAAGAAGGAAUCCCUCGUCGAAUACCGAAAGUACGACGUCGAGGCCAUCAUCACCCGGGUGUCCGACGACAGGGGUACAACUCCGGCGGUCCGGGAGAAGAUGCGGCCCGACAACUUCGAGGACGUGGCGAACUAUGUCUACAGCAAAGCUGACAAGUGGUGA
Symbiodinium necroappetens is the source of this 378-nucleotide messenger RNA. The record is from the annotation of a GenBank genome assembly. NCBI's taxonomy places the organism in Eukaryota, Dinophyceae, Suessiales, Symbiodiniaceae.